Messenger RNA from Limulus polyphemus (Atlantic horseshoe crab), 6244 nucleotides. RefSeq names its product potassium voltage-gated channel protein Shaw-like. The coding region runs from base 407 to 2173 and encodes 588 amino acids. Lineage: Eukaryota; Metazoa; Arthropoda; Merostomata; Xiphosura; Limulidae. The transcript has 4 exons. The record is from RefSeq and is a predicted model, not a curated record. Gene Ontology annotation, molecular function: delayed rectifier potassium channel activity; protein binding. Gene Ontology annotation, biological process: potassium ion transmembrane transport; protein homooligomerization. Gene Ontology annotation, cellular component: axon; dendrite membrane; voltage-gated potassium channel complex.
CAAAUAAAAUGAUGUAAAACAUCACGUUGCAGUUGAUAAACAUGCUUGUUUAUUCAACAAAAACUGUUGCAUGUUACUCCGGCAGACAGCAAAUAAAACAAAAAAAAAGCUUUUUUGUUUUACUUGAAAUAGUGUUACAAGUGAUAUGAAAACUGUAAUAAAUGAGUAACAAUUCAAAAGGAGUGUAAGAAAAAGAAAAAAACUGUAUAUGAGCGAAAUCUCGUAUAAAAUAAAUAAUCAUCUUAAAGAGGACUCCGUAUAAGGUAAUUUUUUCCCAUACGCAAUAUAUAUUUGAAUUACCUCAAGAUCAAAGUCUAGCUCUACAAUACUGGUAAGAAUUUCUGGGUGAAGACAUGUUGCACACCACUAGAGAAGGAUUAGAAUAAAGGACCAUCAGUUUAGUACCAUGUAUCACUCACAGUCGUAUAACAGAGGUGCUAUUGACCUGGACAAUCGCGUUAUUCUGAACAUUGGGGGAAUUCGCUUUGAAACCUACAAGGCCACAUUAAAGAAGAUUCCAGCUACUCGACUGUCCAGACUUACAGAAGCUUUGGCCAACUAUGACCCAAUCCUUAAUGAAUAUUUCUUCGACCGCCAUCCAGGUGUUUUCGCUCAGAUUCUUAAUUAUUAUCGAACGGGCAAGCUCCAUUAUCCCACCAACGUCUGCGGUCCCCUUUUUGAGCAAGAAUUAGAAUUCUGGGGAUUAGACGCUAACCAGGUGGAGCCAUGUUGUUGGAUGACUUAUACUGCCCACAGAGACACUCAAGCCACUUUAGCCAUCCUAGAAACCUUGGAUAUUGACUCAGAAAAGCCCAGUGAAGAAGAACUCGCCAGAAAAUUUGGCCAUGAGGAUGAAUAUUUUGCCGGGAAGCUAUCUUGCUGGCAGAAGCUUAAACCUAAGAUCUGGUUGUUGUUUGAUGAACCUUAUUCGUCCAUGGCAGCAAAGGUGAUAGCCGUGAUGUCUGUGUUCUUUAUUUGCGUGUCCAUCUUGUCCUUUUGUCUGAAGACCCACCCAAACAUGCGGGUUCCGGUUAUUGUAAACAAGACUGUCAACUUCCCGCCCAAUCUAACAAUGUGGACACUAGAUAAAACCAAAACUGAUCCCCACGAGGCCUUUUUCUACAUAGAGAGUGUGUGUAACUUAUGGUUCUCGUUCGAAAUAACUGUCCGCUUUAUUGUAGCUCCCAGCAAGCUAGAUUUCAUUCGUGCACCUAUCAACGUUAUCGACUUUAUCGCAACCAUGUCGUUUUAUUCAGACAUGCUGCUCCAGAAGCUAGCCUCCGACUUAGAAAACGCCGACAUUCUGGACUUUUUCAGUAUUAUUCGAAUUCUUCGUCUGUUUAAACUUACUCGCCACUCCCGUGGCUUAAAAAUUCUAGUCCACACGUUUCAAGCCAGUGCAAAGGAGCUGUUUCUUUUGGUGUUCUUCCUCAUUCUUGGCAUUGUCAUCUUCGCCAGUCUAGUUUACUAUGCGGAAAGGUUACAGAUCAAUCCUGUCAACGAUUUCACUAGCAUUCCAGAAGGGUUAUGGUGGGCCAUUGUUACCAUGACAACCGUUGGCUAUGGAGACAUGGUUCCUCGAACGUAUGCAGGAAUGUUAGUGGGUGCUCUCUGUGCAUUAGCCGGUGUACUGACCAUUGCCCUUCCGGUUCCAGUCAUCGUUUCGAAUUUUACUAUGUUCUACUCUCACACACAAGCAAGAGAGAAGCUGCCCAAACAGCGCCAAAGAGUUCUCCCUGUGGAACAACCACGAAUGCGGCCAAGAAUGGUUCCCCAGCAGGGACCAGGUGCCCACCACCGGAGGAUGAAUGCUAUUAAACAUCACCAUCCAGCCGCACUGAAGGACUACCAGAGUAAACCAGGUAGCGUCAAUGGAAUGAGUGCUGUUCUCAAGGUUUCGUCAGCUAGUGCUGGUAUCCCAACGGUUAUCCCAAUGACAACCACCACCACCCCAAGCCCAGCACUUACUACAAGUAUCAACAUCACCACUUCUCCUAAAGCUGGUACGGGAAGUGAUCUCCAGGUAACAACAAUAGUUAUGGAAACGCCUAGUGCACCUACGACGACAACGUCUAAGAUCUCACCUUCCUCCACAGAAUCAAACUCUAUUUACAUGCACUCCAAGCCUCCAUCACGCCGAACUUCCGGUGCAGCAACUUUAAUGGAAGUUUGAUUGUUUCAAUUCCAGCUAUAAGAUGGCGCUAGCGUAUCAACAUUAUGAUUUUGUACAAAGAUAGUUCUUUCUCAGUUAACAGUUUUUCACUAAAUAUUUACAAAUUAUGUUUCAUUUUCACAAAGUAUUUGAGAAAUGUCUAUUAUAUUUCGUUAUUUGUGAAGAUGAUAUUUACGAAAAACUUCAAACUGAAUCUUUACUUAUCUUUUCAGAAACCGAAAUAUUUUACUAAAUAUUUCUCGAACAUCUUAUUUCAUAAUAGGAAAAAGAGCAUAGAUAUACAAGUAUCACGUUAGAGAAUAGUGCAACGAGAAUACAGAUUGAUUUCACUGUUGUUGUUCCAGAGUAAUAAAUUUCGUCGGAAAACACCAGAGGAAUUUCUUCCCAUCAGAACAGGUAAGUACUACAUGAUCAUAGAGAACAAAACGAAGAAGAAUAGAAACUACAGAAUAGGUCAAAUGUCGAAGAUUUAUAGUGUUAGAGAAACUAAGUUUUAAACACAGGACAUUUUCUUAUAUAAUAUUUAUAUCUCCAUUUUUUUCACGUUCUUUGCUAAGAAAUGAAACCUUUUUUUUUUUUUUUUGCAGCGGCCAAAGUUAAUGAAACUGCGCUAUCAACGAAUUAGUUAAACUCGGAAACAUACUGUAGCUUGAGCUAAGUAUUAGAAUUUAUUUUUCCACAGCAAGAACCCGACCCUAACUAACACUGUAGUCUGAGUUAAACGUUAAACUCACACCAAUAACCCGAUUCUAAAGUAAUACUCUAACCUGAAUUAAACAUCAAACCCACACUAAUAACCCGAUCUGAAGUAACAUUGUAGCCUGGGUUGAACGUUAAACUUACACCAAUAACCCGAUUCUAAGUAACAUUGAUCUUUUAUUCAGAAGCUAACUCUAAAAGCGCACUUAAAGAACCUUAUCAGAACCAUUAAUAGGACAUUAACAUCAUAGCAACACUUAAACUUAAGUAUGAACAGACUCCAGAAACAAAAUAUUUAAAUUACUUCAUACGAAAGGGACAUGUAUAUAUAUAUAUAUAUAUCACAGAAAUGAUCUAAAAGGAAUGCUAACCGUAAAGAUACACCGUAAGUAGCCUUAACGAACAAUUCAAAACAUUGGAAUAAUGCUUAUUCUUGCCUAUUAUAUGAUUAAAAAUAACGAUAUGUACAGAACAGAAAUAUGCCCCAAACCAUUCUGCAUUCGAAACCUUCCGAUAGUUGAAAUAUGUCGACUAUUAGAUGUACAGUGUAGAUAUAUAUAUAUAUAAUAUUCAAUAUACAUCAAAAACAAAAAUUCGCUGAAGUAUAAUGUUGAGAAAACCACAAAUCAAGACUCAAAAUGAUAAACAUUACUUUAAAAUUAAAACAUCCCAUAAUAGGUUUCACGCCAUCUUCAGUACACGAAAAUUACAAUUAAACCUAAUUUCCUUGCUAUUCUACGCUGAACUACAGCUGAUGACACUACUAAGAAAUGUUGGCAUCAGAUAUACAAUAAAAAAAGAAAACUCAUUAAUCUCUUAUCGAUCAGACUUAUUCAAAUAUUAGUUUUAAUUUUUGUAACAAGUUUAGAUAAGAACUACUUCAAGCUUUUGUAUUAGUAACAAAUAAUAUUCUGAAAACUUAUGAAAAGUAACAAAAAUAUAUUUGAUUAGUAAUCUAAAGACUAUCUUCAGUAAGAAAUAAUAUUCUGAAACUUAUGAAAAGUAACAAAAAUAUAUUUGAUUAGUAAUCUAAAGACUAUCUUCAGUCACAAAUAAGAUCCUGAAACUUAUGAAAAGUAACAAAAAUAUAUUUGAUUAGUAAUCUAAAGACUAUCAUCAGUCACAAAUAAGAUCCUGAAACUUAUGAAAAGUAACAAAAAUAUAUUUGAUUAGUAAUCUAAAGACUAUCUUCAGUAAGAAAUAAUAUUCUGAAAACGUAUGAAAAGUAACAAAAAUAUGUAUUUGAUUAGUAAUCUAAAGACUAUCUUCAGUAACAAAUAAGAUCCUGAAAACUUAUGAAAAGUAACAAAAAUAUAUUUGAUUAGUAAUCUAAAGACUAUCUUCAGUAGCAAACAAAAUCAUGAAACUUAUGAAAGUAACGAAAAUAUAUUUGAUUAGUAAUCUAAAGACUAUCUUCAGUAGCAAACAAAAUCAUGAAAACUUAUGAAAAGUAACAAAAAUAUAUUUGAUUAGUAAUCUAAAGACUAUCUUCAGUAGCAAACAAAAUCAUGAAAACUUAUGAAAAGUAACAAAAAUAUAUUUGAUUAGUAAUCUAAAGACUAUCUUCUAUUAUUCCAGAUUAUCAGUAGGAGCAACAGCUAUAAGAACUGUGGCCCUAGCGUGGCCAGUGGUUAGCGUGCCAGACUAUAGAUUAUUGGGUCCCAUGUUCGCGUCUCAUUAUCAAAAGAAAAAAAUGUGCGCUACAUACUUUGAGCUGUGAGUGCGUAAAAGAAUGACGAUUAAAUCGAACUAUAUUUGAUCAGGCAAGAGUAGCCCAAGAGCUGGCGGUGGGUGUUAUUGACUAACUGUCUUACCCAUAGUCUUAUCAGUUCAAAAUUAGGUAUUGCUAGGACAGAUAAUCAUUGAGUAGCUUUAUAAGAAACUUGAGACCCGCAGUGUUCAUUAUUUUAUAAACAGCACUAUAACAUAUGAGAAAAACAUUUGAAGCAACUUUAAUCCGCUCUUGAAAGAGUUCCUUUCGUUCCAUCCACUGAUAAUUUUAUUUCAAUUAUUCAAAAGAGAAUCCUACGAGCCACAUACACAAAUAGUCGAGAAUAUUAUUUACGAAUCACUUGUGUAUAAAUAUCCUACCUGAUGAUGACAAAACCUUGUCGAAACGUUGUACAUUUGCUGUCAUGUUAAACUUACAUUAAAGUUUUUCUUCAUUACCCAUUUAAGCCGUCUCCAGCCAUUAUAAAUAUCCUACUAGUUAGCAUUCCAAAUAACGAAACUUAUAAACUGACAAAUUCGUACUUAGGUUGUGUGACAACUAAUCAGAAUUAAAUUCACAGCCUAACUGUACACGAACUGGACUUACUUAAUGUGAAAAGGUACAAACAUUGCUUCUACUGUUUUGAUGUUUUCACGAUUUAAACUUCGAAUUCUGUUUCUGUAAGUUUAAAAAUGCCAAAUCUGAGAAUGUUCACAUAUAUAUAUAUAUAUAUGGCCUGUAUAGUCUAUAAAUGUCCAUAUCUUUGCACUGCUCUUUGUAAUUCUUUUAACCAGUGAGAAUAAAAAUUACGUCACUGGCAUGGUGCUGCGCAUGCCUAUAUUUAAUAUUUCAUUAUAUGUCAAAUGGAAAGGGCAAAUUAUAAUUUGACGUUAUUUUACCAAAUUGGUAUUCACAAGGCAAAUUUAUUUAAUAAGGCAUUAAUCUCUUUCUCCGUAACAUAGAACCUGAAGAAUCGUUUAUUAAGUUAUUUUGAAAAAAAUUGCAUUUUAAAUUAAUCUUUCAGAAUUCAUUGUCGACUUAAGAAUACCAAAAUAGUUUUCCUCUCCAAUCAGAAGGGGCUGGCACGAAUAUCUUUUUAUCUUUAUCAGAGUAAGGUAUUACCGUUUCAUUUCGCCCCAUGAAAAUAUCUCAUUUCAUAGGGAUAAAAAGAAAAGCGCUAUCAUGUAAAGGAAAAUUUUCCUAAGAUUAACAUUCCUUUUAAAAGGUCGGAAGCAAGAUGCGAGUCUGAACCGACAACGAGUUCAAGAACAAGGCACAAUGCGAGUUUUGUAUUAAAACAGAUUUAGCUUGUAUGUUUUCCAACUGAUUCUUUUACGCGCGGUUCGUUUGGAGCAUGUAUCAUUACGUUUAGCAUCUCUCAUGCAUUAAAACCUGAAGUGUAUGUACAUAUAAUUUUGGAAUUUUCUUCCAAAAAUGUUGUAUUUCUCUAUAAUGUUCCAAACUACUGGAUUUUCACAUUUUCUUUUUGUUACUGAAGUGCCAGUUUUUGUCUAUAUUUGUUAUAAAUGUAUAACAAUUUUUACCCACAUUGCCUUAGCUGUUACUCGUCAGAGGAAAAUCUCAUUUAUGUUUCGCAUUGCUACCUCGAAGAUAUUGUACGAAUGGCUAUGUGUGAUACAGAAUAAAUCAUUUCUUCUUAC